CUUGUGUUAUAACGGGAGAAGUAGUAAAAAUACCAUUUAUUCCUAAUUAGCUAUAUUUUAUUAAUAAAUAACCCGGUAAACCAUUUUAUUUUGCUUACCUUUUAAUUAAAAAAUUAAGAGUGUAACACGGACUUUUUUCUUCGCAGAAUUUAAGACUGCAUUGUCUGUAACUAAAUUUUACACCGGUGCAAAGUUUCAUAAUUUUUCAAUUUGUCGUUUGUUGCACAAGUACAUGUGUCUAGAAGAUAUUGUUUUAUAUAAAUAAUCUUGCUAUCUAUAUGUUUUGCUUUCUGAUUGCCUUAUGCAAUAGGAUCGAGCGCAAUGAGAUGUUUAAGUUAAAUAAUGAAUUCAUGAAGGAAAAAGAACACCUUUGGAAUUCACUGGUACAAAAGGAGAAAGAAGUCGACGAACUUCGAACAAGAUUGAGUCGAGUUGCCUCUGAACGUCUCACAGAUAAUAACCCGAACGUAGCUGACCUUAGCGAUCAAAAUCGUCCGGUGAAAAUAGCAGACAGAUAUACUGAGGUUUACAGUAAUGAAUGGAGUGAUGCUUUUGAAGAUCUAGUGGCAACUGGGGAUAGAACUGAGCAGGAAGCAAUAAAAAUUCUGCUGGAGUUUAUCGAGAAUAUCUACAACAUGUGUCUUAAUAUUUCUACAAAUAAUGCAAAGGACUUGAAUACAAAUAUUCUAUUGUUCACUGGUCAUAUCUUCAGAGGAGCUGAUAUGAAGAUAUCUACCAACCUUUCAAGCGCUAUGAAGCCAUUUAAAGAUGAAAGAAAACUAAUGUAUAAAGAAUUCCUGCCAACAUUAUGCACGGAAACGAACAAACUUAGAGAUAUAAAACUGGUGAAGAAGAAGGACAGAACAAAAAAGCUUCAGAAAUACCUUGAUACUGCUACAGAACUUUGUUGGCUUAUGUGUAUUCAAGACCCACCAGUGCAUCUAUACACAGAUUGUAAACAGGGACAUAAAUUUGAUGAAAAUAACUUCAGUGCGUUUACAGUGCGAGGUACAACGGUCGAUUAUUUAGUUUGGCCAGCUCUACAUUUGUGCCAAAAUGGACCAAUUUUGAAGAAAGGAGUAGCACAAGCUAAGGCAACAAACAAAGAAAACCGUCAGAAAAUAAAACCAAACUCUAGCAGGAACUCUGAAAGUCAGUGCCAUGACCAAAAUGCACAAUCACUUUCAUUUUAAAUUAUUAUAAAUUCUAGAUCUUCUGAUUACCUUUACCUCAUUAAAUUAUUUGAAGGAAAUAGUGAUAUAUCUUUUUCAUCUUUUGGUGAACUUUGUUCCUGCCAGUAUAUAAAUAGAACGCCGCUUUUACAUUUUUACAUUGACAUUGUUAACUUGAAAAACCCAACAAACAAAUAGCUAUAACAAAGGAAUUUUUCACAUGUAUACUACUUAUUAUGACAUUUAUAGAAAAGCAAUGGGUUGAUUGGUGUUUCACAUCUCGAUAUACAACUACCCAAUAUAUACAAAUGAAAACACUUUUUUUGCAGACUGCAUAAUAUGAUUAUCUAGCGUGCCGUUUGCGUUCAAAUGAGCGGACAAAACAUUUAAAUAUUUAAUUUUUUUAUUUGCAAAUCUGUUGUGUAAAGUUGGUUGUUUCUAUACAGAAUAGAACCAAUAACACAUUUUAAAAAUGUU
Messenger RNA from Mercenaria mercenaria, 1649 nucleotides. RefSeq lists its product as uncharacterized. Lineage: Eukaryota; Metazoa; Mollusca; Bivalvia; Venerida; Veneridae. The record is from RefSeq and is a predicted model, not a curated record. Bases 279 to 1193 code for a protein of 304 amino acids. The transcript is spliced from 5 exons.